UCUUAGCAAAUGCAAAUACACCUCUAAGAAACAAACCUCUCUCUCUCUCUCUCAUCAAGAUUAGGGUUGUUGAUGGAUAAAGAAGAAUGCAGCAGUAGUGAAUCCGGUUGGACAACUUAUCUUUCGUCGCCGAUUAAAGUAGAUGAAGAUGAGGUCGUGGAUGAGGACUACUACUAUGAAGGGUAUAACAUUUAUAAUUAUUCGAGUAAAGUCGAACACGAAGAAGAGAGGAACAAAGAUAGCGAUGAUUCAAUGGCCUCAGAUGCUUCGUCUGGGCCAAAUUAUCAGCGGUUCCACCAAAAGAACAAGGCGUUGGAUUUGAAGAACGGGAAAAAUGAAGGUAAUUCUAAGAGUAAAAAUGAUGAUGAUCAUCAUAAUCAUUAUCAUGACGGUAAAAAAACUAGUAACUCAUACAGGAAAAAAGACAAGAAAAAGAGAGAAAAUAAGAGUACCUAUAGGAUGAAGUGAUUAAUCAUUGUAUGUUAAUGUUAGUGUUAUAAUAUGUAAUUAGUGCUUGUAUAUGGGGAUGUUGGAUUAUUAUUUCCUAAUUUGUUUGGGGUUUUUUGAUGCCUCAAGGAUAGGAAGAUGAUUCUUUUAUUAUUUAUUGAAAAUUAUGUGGGAUAUGUGUUGAUUGAUGUCUAUAUUAAUUGUUGUUCUUG
Molecule: messenger RNA, 659 nt
Organism: Arabidopsis thaliana (thale cress)
Lineage: Eukaryota; Viridiplantae; Streptophyta; Magnoliopsida; Brassicales; Brassicaceae
Exons: 1
Coding region: 73-468 (131 amino acids)
Biological process (GO): cytokinin biosynthetic process; cytokinin metabolic process
Cellular component (GO): nucleus; cytoplasm
Source: RefSeq, marked reviewed